UUUUCGUCUAAAAUUAAUUCUACUUCUAAGUUCAAAGAUGGCGGCUGCUGAACAUGAUAGUGAGAAGUUGAGAAGAAAAAUAUGUAAAAAGUCAAAUAGAUUGCGUGAAACUCUAUUAAAGAAAGAGAAUAUUUCUGCAGUUGAUUUUCCAACCUUGAUUUUAUGUGUUUGCAACGGAGGUCUUGGCAAUUGUGUCGCUUAUGAGGAAAUGCUAGAGCAGUUUGGUCAGUUUGGCAAAAAAUGUGAUAUUUUAAUGAUUCCCCAGAAGUCCUAUGCAUAUGUGUGUUAUAAAACAAUAGCUGAAAGUGAAGAAGCAUAUAAACAAAUGAAUGGGCAUAAAUUACAAUCUACUGAAAACAGACCCAAUGAAGUAGUCUUGUAUACAUUUUAUGUUAAUGAAGUAGGUAAGAGUGUGUCACCAUCUAGGGAAAGACCGCCAGGUUUGAUCCUGCUAGAGGAAUAUGUUACAGAGGAGUAUGCUGCUGAAAUUAUUAAGUCUGUUAACUGGCAGGACGAUCAUGUCAAAGGUCAGCAAGGUCAACUUAAGCAUCGUAGAGUGAAGCAUUAUGGGUAUGAGUUCAGAUACGAUAUAAACAAUGUUGACCCAGAUGAACCGUUACCUGAAGGUAUACCAGAUGUCUACAAGCCUUUAUUGGAUAAACUUAUUGAUAGUGGUGUGGUCAAACACUACCCUGACCAGCUGACCAUUAAUCAGUAUCAGCCAGGACAAGGCAUUCCUCCCCAUGUUGAUACAACAACAGCAUUUGAAGAUGGUCUUAUAUCACUAAGUCUAGGAUCCCAGGUAUUGAUGGAGUUCAGGCAUCCAGAUGGUAGACAUUUGUCCGUACUUUUGCCACCUAGAAGUGUCUUAAUAAUGACAGGGGAAUCAAGGUAUGUGUGGUCACAUGGUAUAACACCGAGGAAGUCCGAUAUUGUACCACUAGCUGACGGUGGUCUAACUCUUCUACAGAGAGAAUUGAGAACUUCAUUUACCUUCAGAAAACUUACUGGAGUUAAACCUUCACAAUUAAUCAGCAGUGAUAAGCCAGAUGUGCCGUGUAAUAAUUCUACUGCCUCAGAGCUGGAGAAAAAACAUGUUUAUCAGGUAUAUGAAGAAAUAGCAGAUCAUUUUAGUGGAACAAGACAUACGCCUUGGCCUAAUAUUGCCGAGUUUCUCAAGAAACAAUCUCCAGGUUCUCUACUUGUUGAUGUUGGUUGUGGUAAUGGGAAAUAUUUGGGAGUCAACAAAGACUUGUUUGAGAUAGGAUCAGACAGGAGCUACAACUUAGCUAGGAUAGUUCGGGAGAGGAAGUUUCAAGUUUACGUCGGUGAUAUUUUAUCUAUACCACUGAGGGCAGAAGUGGCCGAUGUGUGUAUAUGUAUAGCUGUAAUACAUCAUUUAUCCACGCAGGAAAGAAGAAAGCGAGCAAUAUGUGAAUUAUUAAAGGUUCUUAGACCAGGUGGGCAGGCAUUGAUUUAUGUGUGGGCAAUGGAGCAAGAAAUGAACAAAGUCAAGUCAAAAUAUUUAAAGGAUAACAAGUCUAGCAAUGCAAAAUUUGAUGUAGAAAACCAGUCUUGUGAAAAUUCAAAAGGUGAUAUUGUAAACCACUCUCAAGAAAAUUCAAAAUGUGAGUCAGAAAACCAGUCUUGUGAAAAUUCAAAGUGUGAGACAGAAAACCAGUCCUGUGAAAGUUCAAACUGUCAUACUGAGAAUCAGUCUCAUCAAAGUAAAGAAAAAAAUAUGAAUGAAAAUAUAGUUUCUGGUUGUAGUAACUUACAAAAUAAUAUAAAGACUGGUAAUAUAAAGACUGAUAAUACAGACCUAUCUUCUGAUCUUAAGAAAUUGGAAGUUCAUGUGAACAGGACACAGUUUAAACAGCAAGAUCUGUUAGUGCCAUGGCAACUUAAAGGCAAGGAGAAAAAGUCUGAGUCUAGUGCAACAUUCCAUAGGUUUUAUCAUGUUUUUCAAAAGGGUGAAUUGGAAUCCUUAUGUGAAAGUGUGAAGAAUUGUUCAAUUAUUAAAAGUUACUAUGACCAGGGUAAUUGGGCGGUGAUAUUAGAAAAGAUAUAGCUGAUUAAUUAUAUCAAAAUUAAUAUAAAUAAAAUAUA
Ruditapes philippinarum (Manila clam) is the source of this 2109-nucleotide messenger RNA. Its product is annotated as alkylated DNA repair protein alkB homolog 8-like. The transcript is spliced from 11 exons. Gene Ontology annotation, molecular function: tRNA binding; S-adenosylmethionine-dependent methyltransferase activity. Bases 38 to 2071 code for a protein of 677 amino acids. Gene Ontology annotation, biological process: tRNA wobble uridine modification. The record is from RefSeq and is a predicted model, not a curated record. NCBI's taxonomy places the organism in Eukaryota, Metazoa, Mollusca, Bivalvia, Venerida, Veneridae. Gene Ontology annotation, cellular component: cytoplasm; nucleus.